Messenger RNA from Camarhynchus parvulus, 2499 nucleotides. RefSeq names its product ATP-binding cassette sub-family F member 1-like. The record is from RefSeq and is a predicted model, not a curated record. Bases 4 to 2499 code for a protein of 831 amino acids. The transcript has 26 exons. Gene Ontology annotation, molecular function: ATP binding; ATP hydrolysis activity. Lineage: Eukaryota; Metazoa; Chordata; Aves; Passeriformes; Thraupidae.
CGUAUGCGCAGUGCGCGGUGCCCGGCCAUGCCGAAGGGAGCGCGGCCGGCGGGGGCCAAGCAGGAGGAAUGGAAGGGGGGGGAGGAGGAAGAGCAACCGCUCAAGAAGGGCAAGAAGGACCGGAAAGGCAAAAAAUCCUUCUUCGAGGAAUUGGCCGAGGAGGAGAAGGCGGCGCCGGCCCCGCCCCCUCCCGCCCCCGAGAAGGAGGGGCCGGCACCCGCCCAGGGCUCGCGGCGGAAGCGGGACCGGCGGAAGGAGGGGCGGCGGCCGCGGGGGGCGGAGCCUGAGCCCGAGGAGGCGGAGCUAAGCCGGCGGCUCCAGGCCCUGGCGGCUGCUGCUGAUGAGGAGGAGGAGGAGGAGGAGGAGGAAGCUCCAACGGGGAGGAGGGGAGCGAGGAGGAGGAAGGGUGGGAAUGUUUUUGCUGCCCUGAACCAGGAGCAGAGCGAGGAGGAGGAGGAGGAGGAGGAAGAAAAGGAGAAAAAACCCAGCAAGGGCAAAAGCAGCAAGGAGGAAGAGGAGGCUGAGAAGAAGAAGAAGAAAAACCCCAAAAAGGAAAAACCCAAAGGGAAGAAACAGGGGAAAUGCCCCAGCGAUGAGGAUGAGGCCGAAGGCUCCGAGGAGGCUCCGGGCAGGAAGAACAAGUUCGGGGCCCUGAGGGACGAGGAUGAGGAAGAGGAGGAGGAGGAGGAAGGAGCCCGGAAGGGGAGCGAGAACGAGGAGGAGGAGGGGGCGGGGCCGAGGGCGGGGCCGGACGCCCGGGUCAGCAAAAAGGAGAAGAAGAAAAUGAAGAAGCAGGCGGAGUUUGAGCGGCAGGUGGCGUACGUGGGCGGCGGCCAUGGGCGAGCGGCGACUUCGCGUGUCGCAGGCCGAGCUGUGCGGCCGCGCCAGGCCAUGCUGGAGAACGCCUCCGACAUCAAGCUGGAGAAGUUCAGCAUCUCGGCGCACGGCAAGGAUCUCUACGUCAACGCCGACCUGUUCAUCGUGGGGCGGGCGCCCGCCUAUGACCUCGUGGGGCCCAACGGGAAGGGGAAGACGACGCUGCUGAAGCACAUCGCCAACCGAGCCCUGAGCAUCCCCCCCAACAUCGACGUGCUGCUCUGCGAGCAAGAGGUGCUGGCCGAUGACACACCUGCGGUGCAGGCCGUGCUCCGCGCCGACACGAAGCGCCUGCGGCUCCUGGACGAGGAGCCGCGCCUGCAGGGGCUGCUGGAGAGCGGCGACGACGCGGCCGCCGAGAGGCUGGAGAAGGUGUACGAGGAGCUGCGCGCCAUCGGCGCCGCCGCCGCCGAGGCCAAGGCGCGGCGCAUCCUGGCCGGGCUCGGCUUCACGCCCGAGAUGCAGAACAGAGCGACCCGCAAGUUCUCGGGGGGCUGGAGGAUGAGGGUCAGCCUGGCCAGGGCUCUGUUCCUGGAGCCGACGCUGCUGAUGCUGGACGAGCCCACGAACCACCUGGACCUGAACGCCGUCAUCUGGCUCAACAAUUACCUGCAGAGCUGGAAGAAGACGCUGCUGGUGGUGUCCCACGACCAGGGGUUCCUGGACGACGUCUGCACCGACAUCAUCCACCUGGACAGCCAGAAACUGCACUACUACAGGGGCAACUACAUGACUUUUAAGAAGAUGUACCAGCAGAAGCAGAAGGAGCUGCUGAAACAGUUUGAGAAACAGGAGAAGAAACUGAGGGACCUCAAAGCCGGGGGGAAAUCAACCAAGCAGGCGGAGAAGCAGACCAAGGAGGCGCUGACCCGCAAGCAGCAGAAGUGCCGCCGCCGGGCGCCCUCGGAGGACGCGGCCGAGGCGCCGGAGCUGCUGCGGCGGCCGCGGGAAUAUUGCGUGCGCUUCACGUUCCCCAACCCGCCCCCCCUGAGCCCCCCCGUGCUCGGCCUGCACGGAGUGGAUUUUGGCUACGAGGGGCAGGAGCUGCUGUUCAAGAACCUGGACUUUGGCAUCGACAUGGAAUCCGAAGUUUGCAUCGUGGGCCCCAACGGGGUGGGGAAGAGCACCCUGCUGCAGCUGCUCACCGGCGCCCUGACACCGCUCCGGGGGCAGAUGAGGCGCAACCAUCGGCUGAAGGUGGGGUUCUUUAACCAGCAGGCGGCCGAGCAGCUGCGCCUGGAGGAGACGGCGGCCGAGUUCCUGCAGCGCAGCUUCAACCUCCCGCACCAGGAGGCGCGGCGCUGCCUCGGCCGCUUCGGCCUCGAGGGCCACGCCACACGCUGCAGAUCGCCCAAGCUCUCGGGCGGGCAGAAGGCCCGGGUGGUGUUUGCUGAACUCUCCUGCCGGGAACCCGACGUGCUGAUCCUGAGCCCACCAACAACCUGGACAUGCGAAUCCAUCGACGCCUUGGCCGGCGCCAUCAACGAGUACAAAGGGAGGUGGGCGGUGAUCGUGGUGAGCCACGACGCCCGGCUGAUCACCGAGACCAACUGCCAGCUGUGGGUGGUGGAGGAGCAGGGCCUGAAGCCAGAUCGACAGCGACCCGGCGACUACAAGCCUUGA